AUAAAAAUAUAUAUAUAUCACAGGCGAAAAGAGUAAAUGUGUAUUCAGCAAAUUUUCUCACUAGGGUUCUAGAACUUUCUAGAAGCUUCUGCACUACCGUCCAAUGGCCGAAGAAAUGGACGUUCCGGUGGAUGAUACAGAACGCCGCCGUGAAACUAGCAAGGAAAAUGCUAACAAGUCCGCCGUAGCGGAGCCGGAGUCUCCUAUUCCACCGCUUCCACCGCCGCAGUCUCCUACACCACCGCUUCCACUGCCUCAGUCUUCUCCACGACGGAUUACACCGCCGGAGUCUCCUACACCACGGCUGCCACCGCCGGAGCAGAGAGGCGGACAGAAGGAUGAUAUUCGAGGUGGCCGUGGAGAUUACUAUGAUCGUAACCGGUUUUCUCCGCCACGAGUGCGUUACUUUAAGCGGAGACGUCCUAGCUAUAGUCCUCCUCAUCCACCUCUAUAUCGUGAUCGUCGUGGUGCACAUUCUCCUUCACCUUCUCCUCCUCCGUAUCGGGGCCGUCGUGGUGGACAUUCUGCUUCACCUUCUCCACCUCAGUAUCGGUACCGUCAUGGUGGAAAUUCUGCUUCCCCUCCUACUCCUUCAUAUCGAUACCGUCGUGGUGGACAUUCUGCUUCCCCUUCUUCUUCUCCGUAUCGGGGCCGUCGUGGUGGACAUUCUGCUUCCCCUUCUCCACCUCAGUGUCGGGACCGUCCUCGCCGUUCGCCACCAUUUCCACCUUACAAGCGCCCGCGGAGGGAUGAUUACCAAGGCAGCUACCAAUACAGACGUGGACGUGGUUAUGGACCUGGUGAUUGGAGGUAUGGUUAUGACUAUCAAGUUUGUUACGAGCGCGAGACAGGAGGCAGGCUUGGUUAUCCUGUCGAGAGGCCUCAUGAUCGAUUCAUUGGCCGUUCAUCAGACAGGGUUACUGGUCGUGGUGGAUUUGCUAAUGCUCUUGUUGCAGGGGCCGAUCAGAGAGAAGGAUUGAAGUCUUAUAAGCAGUUUAUUCAAGAGCUUGAAGAUGAUAUUUUGCCAGCUGAAGCUGAGAGCAGGUACCAAGAAUACAAGUCUGGCUAUAUAGAAGCCCAUAAAAGAGUUUAUUUUGGUGCUCAUAAAGAUGAAGAAUGGUUGAAGGACAAAUACCAUCCUACAAACUUAAUUUCUGUUAUUGAAAGGAGGAAUGAACUUGCACGGAAGUUGGCAAAAGAUUUCUUCCUUGAUAUGCAAAGUGGAAUAUUUGAUAUAGGUCCUAGGGUUACUCCUGCUUCUGCAAAAAAGCCAGGACGGUCAAAUGAGUCAAAUUCUGAUGAAGUAGAUGAGGAUGGCAAAAGAAGGCGGCAUGGUAGGGUACCCCCUAAAGAUACUGCUUCACUUUCAGCUGCUCCAAUGGCUCACCAAGUGAGUUCUGAACCCAGAAGAGUCCAGAUUGAUAUUGAACAAGCACGGGAACUUUUGAGAAAGCUCGACUCAGAGAAGGGAAUAGAGGAUAACAUAUUGUCUCAGUCUGAUCAUACAGGAAGCAGAGACAAGUCUCAUGGGGAUACCUCUGGCCCAAUAAUUAUCAUAAGGGGCUUAACUUCAGUAAAAGGUCUUGAUGGGACCGAGCUGCUCGAUACAGUUCUAACCUAUUUGUGGCGCAUUCAUGGGGUGGAUUACUAUGGAAUGACUGAAACAAAUGAAGCUAAGGGUUUGCGCCAUGUGAGAGUGGAGGACAAGGCUUCCAAUGUAACAAUAAAUGGUGCAGAGUGGGAAAAGAAACUUGACACACAUUGGCAAGGAAGGCUGAAGGGACAGGAUCCGUUAGAGUUAAUGACUGCAAAUGAAAAAUUUGAUGCAGCUGCUAAUGAAUGUUUAGAUCCCUAUGUCCGUAAGAUUAAGGAUGAGAAAUAUGGUUGGAAGUAUGGGUGUGGAGCCAAGGGUUGUACAAAGCUCUUCCAUGCUACAUCAUUCGUCCAUAAGCAUUUGAAGUUAAAACACCCUGAUUUGGUGAUGGAGCUCACUUCUGAAGUGUGUGAAGACCAAUACUUCCAGAAUUAUAUGAAUGAUGAAAAUGCUCCUGGUGGGACCCCUGUAUUGCAGCCAUCCCUUCCGAAAGAGAAGGCACUAAACAACCGACUUGGGCCAGUUGGUAGAGUGAAGGAUGACAGAGGGAACCGUAGAGAUCGUGAUGGUCGAGGUAAUGGUGGUGAAAGGUUUGAUAGAUCAGUGAACCCUCAAUCAACGGAUUUUCAAUCCAAGAAUGAUGGUGCCAGUAAGGACAGACCUGGUGAACAUAUGUUUGACACAUCUGGUAGACAAGGGAUUCCAGUUGCUCCUUUUUCCUCAGACAUGGCUCCUCUACCUAUACUGAUGCCUGUUCCUGGUGCCGGUCCUCUUGGGCCUUUUAUACCUGCACCGCCCGAAGUUGCAAGGCGAAUGAUGCGAGAACAAGUUGGCUCCUCUCCUUUUGAAGGUGGUAGACUUGGUUUGUCAGGGGCUGCAACAAAUCGACCAGCUGUGUUACCUCCUGCAUUUCGACAAGAUCCUCGGCGUUUAAGAAGUUACCAUGAUCUUGAUGCACCCGACAAGGAAGUUACUGUGAUAGACUACAGAAGUUUGUAGCAUUAGCAUUGAGUGUGUAGAGGCAACUUGUUGAGUUGUAGAAAGAAGAAAGCUUAAAGCUGUGUUGAGGUUAUGAAGAUCGAUCUAAGCAUCUAACCACAUCGACAUGCAUAAGGAUCGUAUAGACAGGAGAAAUUUUGUUUUUGGCUGCUGUUCAGAUGUUCUCUAUGUGACGCAAUAUGCCAGCUCUCUGGAUAUUUCCAAAUUCCAGAUUCUGCAUUAGGUUUUCGAGUCAUGGAGAAUUAACGUCAUCUCCCUCAUAUGCUGUGGCAAAUUUUAGAAAUACCAAUGAUCGUGAUAUACUGAUGUUAAAUUUACUGGCAUGCAAGCUUUUUGGAAAUAUCCAGAGGACUUGAAAUUUCUGAUUAACAUGGAACAGAUCAUUGAUGGUCUUGCUGUUUUGUAAAUGGUGAUUUUACUGUCAAUAUAUGGUGCUAAUAUUGAGGAAGGAUUCAAAUAUUAAAAGUUGUUAGUUUUGAUA
Capsicum annuum is the source of this 3074-nucleotide messenger RNA. Its product is annotated as serrate RNA effector molecule. The transcript is spliced from 12 exons. Gene Ontology annotation, cellular component: nuclear body. Gene Ontology annotation, biological process: mRNA processing; primary miRNA processing. The record is from RefSeq and is a predicted model, not a curated record. The coding region runs from base 104 to 2593 and encodes 829 amino acids. NCBI's taxonomy places the organism in Eukaryota, Viridiplantae, Streptophyta, Magnoliopsida, Solanales, Solanaceae.